Messenger RNA from Blepharisma stoltei, 414 nucleotides. The record is from the annotation of a GenBank genome assembly. NCBI's taxonomy places the organism in Eukaryota, Ciliophora, Heterotrichea, Heterotrichida, Blepharismidae.
AUGGAAAGCUCUAACUACUGGUGCUAUGGAUGCUCAAGUUUUACAAUUAAUUCUAACUAUCGCUGCAUUCAUUGUGGCUCAGAUUUUAUCGAAGAACGAAAUCAUUCUGAAGAAAUGCAAAGAAUUGAUGAGAAUCUGAAUAUGUUGCAGACCAGACUUUCAAUUCUUGUAAGCUCGAUACAACAGCUUACUGAAAGAAUCGGGAAUAUUGAUGCCAAGCACCCUUUAUCUGAAGAAAGAAUCGCCAGUUUAGAAAGAGCACAUGUAUCUGGCACCUGUUCUAUAUGUACUGAAGAUCAAAGUGAAAGUGUAGCAUCUGUUUUACUAUCAUGUGGGCACUCAUAUCACGAAAACUGCAUUACAGUAUGGCUUAGAAUCCAAGGUACAUGUCCUCAAUGCAGAAAACAAGUCUAA